Tarenaya hassleriana is the source of this 4071-nucleotide messenger RNA. Its product is annotated as cellulose synthase-like protein D5. Gene Ontology annotation, biological process: cellulose biosynthetic process; plant-type primary cell wall biogenesis. Gene Ontology annotation, cellular component: plasma membrane; trans-Golgi network. Gene Ontology annotation, molecular function: cellulose synthase (UDP-forming) activity; mannan synthase activity. Bases 401 to 3949 code for a protein of 1182 amino acids. The record is from RefSeq and is a predicted model, not a curated record. NCBI's taxonomy places the organism in Eukaryota, Viridiplantae, Streptophyta, Magnoliopsida, Brassicales, Cleomaceae. The transcript has 3 exons.
ACUUCUUCUCUGCGAGAUCUCGUUGGGACCCACAAUAACGUGAGUUACUUUGCCGUUUAGAUUGAAUCAGAACCGUCCGAUCUCAUCCUUGCAUCGUGAUCAAUCAACGGUCCAGAUCUAUCGACCGUUUAAAGAAACCCGUUUCCCCUUUUUAUUCGCUCUUCUCUCGCUCUUCUCUCAGGUAUUCAAAUUCAAAUGCUCUCCUGCGAAGAAGCCACAGCUUCCUCUUCUUCGUCUUCUUCUUCUUCUUCCUUUUUUCUCACUGUUUCAUGAUUCAUUCUUCAGAGUCUCUGUUUUCGAUUUUUUCUUUGAGUUGUCUCUGUUUGAUUCCAUUUUCUCCGAAGCUCGUUGUUGCUUCUCUCUCGUACAUCGAAGGGUUCACAGUUGCAGUGAACAAAAGAUGGUGAAAGCAGCAUGUUCUUCUCCGUCUUCUUCUCCGGUGACUAUCAUGGUUACCUCCGCAGGAAAAGCAACCGGAGACAGAAGCAUCGGCUUGACGAGUCCCAUCCCACGCGCCUCUUUCUCCAACAACCCCAAUUCACCUAUCAGUUCCAGAGGCCCACACGCCUCCCUGAGCGGCGGAACCAGGAGAUCGAGUGGUGGAGGAAGGUACUGUUCCAUGUCGGCGGUGGAAGAUCCGACGGCUGAUGCUAGCUCUGAAUUCGUGAGCUACACGGUUCAUAUUCCAGCGACCCCUGAUCGCCAAACAGUCUUUGCUUCCCAGGAAAGUAUGCCUGAAGAAGAUGAAGAUGACGAGAUGAAAGAAGGGAAUGUACAUAACAGAAGCUUCAUCUCAGGUACGAUUUUCACUGGCGGUUUCAAUUCGGUGACUCGUGGGCAUGUCAUUGAUUGCUCAAUGGGUCAGACCGAUACCGUUAAGAAACCGGGUCUGUUCUGCUGGAUGAAGGGCUGUGAUGAGAAGGCAGUUCAAGGGAGGUGUGAGUGUGGCUUCAAGAUCUGCAGAGACUGUUACAUGGACUGUAUCACGAGCGGUGGAGGACAUUGUCCGGGAUGCAAAGAGCCGUACAAGGACAUCAAUGAUGAAGAUGAUGAUGAUGAAGAAGAGGAGGAUGAAGAUGAAGCUAAGCCACUUCCUCAGAUGCCAGAUUCAAAGCUCGACAAGAGAAUUUCGCUUGUGAGGUCGUUCAAGGCGCAGAACCAACCUCCAGAUUUCGAUCAUACACGGUGGUUGUUUGAGACCAAAGGGACUUAUGGGUAUGGAAAUGCUGUUUGGCCGAAAGAUGGGUUCGAUGUCGGAUCGGGAGCUAAUGGAAAUGGGUAUGAACACCCUCCAGAUUUCGGGGAGAGAAGUAAGAGACCUCUAACCAGAAAAGUCAGUGUCUCUGCAGCAAUUCUCAGCCCUUACAGGUUACUCAUAGCUAUGCGGCUGGUAGCUCUUGGUAUGUUCCUCACAUGGCGGAUUCGCCAUCCAAACAGAGAAGCGAUGUGGUUGUGGGGAAUGUCGACAACCUGCGAGCUUUGGUUUGCCUUCUCAUGGCUGCUUGACCAGCUUCCCAAGCUCUGUCCGGUUAACAGAAUCACUGAUCUAACGGUUCUGAAAGAACGCUUCGAGUCACCCAACCUGAGGAACCCCAAGGGAAGGUCUGAUCUUCCAGGUGUCGACGUGUUUGUCUCGACUGCAGACCCAGAGAAAGAACCUCCUCUGGUCACUGCCAACACAAUUCUCUCAAUCCUAGCCGUUGAUUACCCUGUGGAGAAACUUGCCUGCUACUUAUCGGACGAUGGAGGGGCUCUGCUAACAUUCGAGGCCUUAGCUGAAACGGCUAGCUUUGCUAGGACUUGGGUACCCUUUUGCCGGAAGCACAACAUAGAGCCAAGGAAUCCCGAGAGCUACUUCGGGCAGAAACGGAAUUUUCUCAAGAACAAAGUGAGGCUAGACUUUGUGAGAGAGAGAAGGAGAGUGAAGAGAGAAUAUGACGAGUUUAAGGUGAGAAUAAACUCGUUGCCAGAGUCGAUAAGGCGAAGGUCUGAUGCUUAUAAUGCACAUGAAGAGUUGAGAGCCAAGAAGAAACAGAUGGAAAUGGGAGGGAAUCCAGCAGAACCUCUUAAAGUGCCAAAGGCCACUUGGAUGUCAGAUGGAUCUCACUGGCCCGGAACUUGGGCUUCCGGAGAAAGCGAUCAUUCCCGAGGAGACCAUGCCGGAAUAAUCCAGGCGAUGUUGGCCCCACCAAACGCAGAACCAGUUUAUGGAGCAGAAGCUGAUUCUGAAAACUUAGUCGACACAACUGAAGUUGACAUCAGACUGCCAAUGCUCGUUUAUGUCUCUAGAGAGAAGAGACCUGGUUAUGAUCACAACAAGAAAGCAGGGGCCAUGAACGCUUUAGUUCGAACCAGUGCCAUUAUGUCAAAUGGACCAUUCAUCCUCAAUCUUGACUGCGACCAUUAUAUCUACAACUCCGUGGCUUUAAGGGAAGGGAUGUGCUUUAUGCUUGACCGAGGUGGCGAUAGAAUCUGUUACGUCCAGUUUCCACAGAGGUUUGAAGGUAUCGACCCGAAUGACCGUUAUGCAAACCAUAACACAGUGUUCUUUGAUGUCAGUAUGAGAGCCCUUGACGGGUUACAAGGUCCGAUGUAUGUUGGGACUGGCUGUAUUUUCCGCAGAACGGCUCUUUACGGGUUUAGCCCACCGAGGGCGACCGAACACCAUGGCUGGUUCGGAAGAAAAAAGGUCAAACUGUCUCUGAGGAAGCCAAAGGCUGUGAAGAAAGACGAUGAGGUAGCCCUACCGAUAAAUGGAGAAUUCAACGAGGAAGACGAUGAUGGAGAUAUCGAGUCUUUGCUUCUCCCAAAAAGAUUUGGUAACUCUAACUCCUUCGUUGCUUCUAUUCCAGUUGCCGAAUACCAGGGCAGGCUUCUACAGGACUUGCAAGGCAAGGGCAAGAACAGCAGGCCUGCUGGAUCUCUUGCUGUUCCACGUGAACCACUUGAUGCUGCCACUGUCGCUGAAGCAAUCAGCGUGAUUUCCUGCUUCUACGAGGAUAAAACCGAGUGGGGCAAAAGGGUUGGAUGGAUAUACGGAUCUGUAACAGAAGAUGUCGUCACGGGCUACCGUAUGCACAACAGAGGUUGGAGAUCUAUCUACUGUGUCACGAAAAGGGACGCAUUUCGUGGAACUGCUCCAAUCAAUUUGACAGAUAGAUUACACCAGGUUCUCAGGUGGGCAACAGGGUCUGUGGAGAUCUUCUUCUCGAGGAACAAUGCGUUGUUUGCAAGCCCGAGGAUGAAGUUCUUGCAAAGAGUGGCCUACUUCAAUGUUGGAAUGUACCCUUUCACCUCCCUUUUCCUCAUCAUCUACUGCAUCCUCCCGGCAGUAUCCCUCUUCUCGGGCCAUUUCAUUGUCCAAUCACUCGAUAUCACAUUCUUGAUCUUCCUGUUGGCCAUAACCCUCACGCUGUGCUUGUUGGCCCUCCUUGAGAUCAAAUGGUCAGGCAUAACACUCCAUGAAUGGUGGAGAAACGAGCAGUUCUGGUUGAUUGGAGGAACAAGUGCACACCCUGCAGCUGUUCUUCAGGGCCUUCUGAAAGUGAUAGCCGGAGUUGACAUCUCAUUCACCUUGACAUCCAAAUCAGCCACGCCGGAAGAUGGAGAGGAUGAAUUUGCAGAUCUAUACGUGGUGAAAUGGAGCUUCUUAAUGAUACCACCCAUCACAAUCGUGAUGGUGAAUCUGAUAGCCAUUGCAGUUGGACUGGCCAGGACACUUUACAGUCCAUUUCCGCAGUGGAGCAAGCUUGUCGGAGGAGUGUUCUUCAGUUUCUGGGUUCUUUGUCAUCUCUAUCCGUUUGCCAAGGGAUUGAUGGGAAGAAGAGGUAAAGUGCCGACAAUUGUGUUUGUGUGGUCGGGUUUGUUGUCGAUUAUCGUUUCUUUGCUUUGGGUUUAUAUUAACCCUCCAUCGGGUAGACAGGACUACAUGCGGUUUCAGUUCCCCUAGGAAGGUAGGGUUAGGACUGUUUGCUUGUGACCCAAGUCAAAGGGCAUGAGAAGCUUCUUCUCGGCUUCAAGAUUGUGUAGCUUGUGAUUCCUUUUCUUGAACUUGCAAUUGAAUUCUCUCUC